AUUUCGUUCAUUCUCAUCUCUGGAGGCGUUUUGUUUUGAAAGUCCCAACAGGAAGUCCAUUGUUAGAUCAACUUGAUUACAGAGUAAAAGCCUGUCAUCCAGUCGGACUUCUGCACUUCAACAUCCAGCAAAAGAGACGCUCAGAACUCUGUCAUCAGUAAAAAAAAAAAAAAAAAAAUUUGUAAUAUAGCAAAACUACGUUAGUCUGCGUUUUGCUAUAUCAUUUUAUAAAGGUGCAUCACAUUUUCUUCCGAAAUCUUAACUUCAUGGAUUUGAACAAGUCUGCCAGCGCUCCUCCAGUAGAAUGGAACGACGAGAAGAUGCCGAUGGUUCACAACCUGCUUCCUCCACCUUACCAGGACAUGCCUCACCAGGGACCCUCACCGUCAGGACACCCACCACCACAGGCGUUUGGGUAUCCAGCACAGUAUGCGGGUGCAGGAUACCAUCAGCAACCGGGUUUCAUGAACCAACAGCCCCCAGCUCAGCCUGGCAUUGUCACUGUCCAGCCCACUGUUUACGUGACUCAAGCUCCUCUGGGGAACCCAGUGAGCGAUUACAUGUGCUACUCAAUCUUCACCAUGCUCUGCUGCUGUCUACCACUUGGAAUUGCUGCGCUCAUCUACUCCAUUAAUGCCCGUGAAGCGAACAUUUCUGGGAACCGAGUGAGGGCAGAGAGUAACAGCAGAACAGCCAAGACACUGAACCACGUGGCUCUGGGAAUUGGGCUUGUCUUGAUAAUUGCCUAUAUUGCAGUCAUCAAUUCCUGAGGGUCCUAUUACCAUCAUUAAAUGACAUUGCUUACACCAUGAAGAGGCUUUUCACCUUUUGAUUUUCACCUUUGAUUUUCUUCUAAUUCCACUGCAGCACUGUUGUUUAUUCUAACUGAUAUUGAAAAAGCUUCGAAAGCAUGAGAACUAGGAGCCACUGUGGCAGAAACAGCAUGUUUCCUAAUAUCUUUCUUUGGUUACCUGUAAAGAUGUACUUUAUUGCAUUGUUGCCAUGGGUGUCGGUUAUGCAUUUUUCAGCUUUGUUUCUUUUAAUACCUGUCAUUAAAAUUCUUUUUUAAUUAU
Messenger RNA from Oryzias latipes (Japanese medaka), 1073 nucleotides. RefSeq lists its product as uncharacterized. Gene Ontology annotation, cellular component: membrane. The record is from RefSeq and is a predicted model, not a curated record. NCBI's taxonomy places the organism in Eukaryota, Metazoa, Chordata, Actinopteri, Beloniformes, Adrianichthyidae.